Messenger RNA from Pistacia vera, 2255 nucleotides. RefSeq names its product pentatricopeptide repeat-containing protein At4g18520, chloroplastic-like. Bases 50 to 1912 code for a protein of 620 amino acids. The record is from RefSeq and is a predicted model, not a curated record. NCBI's taxonomy places the organism in Eukaryota, Viridiplantae, Streptophyta, Magnoliopsida, Sapindales, Anacardiaceae. Gene Ontology annotation, cellular component: intracellular membrane-bounded organelle. The transcript has a single exon. Gene Ontology annotation, molecular function: RNA binding; protein binding. Gene Ontology annotation, biological process: RNA modification.
CAUCAAAAAACGGUUCCUUCUUUCGCGGGAACUUUGAAGCAAACAGGCGAUGCUCUCAUUAACUUUCUUUUCGCCAUACAUCACUUUCUCUCCGCAACCUUCACUUCUCACCAUUAAACCAUUAAAAUCUCCAAAAGACAAACAUAACUCAGAAACGAGAAACACUGGUUAUCAUAACGACCGCUCAAGUUUCCAUUGCUUUUCUAAUAAAACCCCAUCUUCUACCUCCCAUUGUGACAACUCAAGCGACAUUGUCGGUUUUCAACAUAACCCAGAUGCCGAUUCUUCGGAUACAGGCUCCGUGAGUCAAUGCGUUGACUCUAACGAGCUUGCUGUUUGGCUUCAGAGAUGUAAUAGUGUAAAACAAGUUAAAAGAAUACAUGCUAUUGCCUUAAAGUGUUUGAGUAACUCGGUGACUUAUGUUGAUAAUAAUUUGAUUAGUGUGUAUGUAAAAUUUGGGAAACUAAUUGAAGCUCGAAAAGUGUUUGACAAAAUGCUGGAGAGGAACGUUGUUAGUUGGACCGCGAUGGUUAAUGGGUAUUUGAAAUUUGGUUUUGAUGAUGAAGCUUUAAGGCUCUUUAGUGAAUCGAUAAGAAGUGUGGUUCGAGCGAAUGGGAAGAUGUUUGUGUGUGUAAUGAACUUGUGCAGUAGGAAGUUAGAUUUGGUGCUGGGAAGACAAAUUCAUGCUUGUGUUGUAAAGGGUAAUUGGAGAAACUUGAUUGUGGAUAGUGCGAUUCUUCAUUUUUACGCGCAACUUGGUGAAUUGUCUUGUGCUUUUCGUGCCUUUGAUGGGAUGUCGGAGAGGGAUGUGGUUUCAUGGACGACUAUUAUUACUGCCUGCUCGCAACAAGGGCAAGGGGAUGAGGCUUUUUUGAUGUUUUCGCGAAUGUUAAUUGAUGGGUUUUUGCCUAAUGAGUUCACGGCGUGUAGUGUUUUGAAGGCUUGUGCAGAGGAAAAGGCACUAAAAUUUGGGAGGCAGUUACACGGAGCUAUAGUUAAGAAGACAUAUAACAAUGAUGUGUAUAUAGGAACUUCUUUAGUAGAUAUGUAUGCAAAGUGUGGGGAGAUUUUGGACUCUAGAAAGGUAUUUGAUGAAAUGAUGAAUAGAAAUACAGUUACAUGGACUUCAAUUAUAGCAGGGUAUGCUCGGAAAGGACUUGGUGAAGAAGCUAUAAACCUUUUUCGAGUAAUGAAGAGACGAAAAAUAAUUGCCAAUAAAUUAACUAUUGUGAGCAUCCUUAGGGCUUGUGGUCUGAUUGGGGCUGUCCAGACAGGGAUGGAAGUACAUGCACAAAUAAUCAAGAAUUGUAUCCAAACUAAUGUAUACAUAGGAAGCACUCUUGUGUGGUUUUACUGUAAAAGUGGGGAGUCCCCUACUGCAUACAAGGUCCUCCAGCAGAUGCCUCUUAGAGAUGUGGUCUCAUGGACAGCCAUGAUUUCUGGUUGCGCAAGUCUUGGUCAUGAGUCUGAGGCUCUCGAUUUCUUGAAAGAUAUGUUGGAGGAAGGUGUGGAGCCAAAUCCGUUCACUUAUUCUUCAGUUCUGAAAGCAUGUGCUAUGCUAGAAGAUAUUACGCAUGGGAAAUUGAUCCACUCCUCUGUGAAGAAGACUACAGCAUUCUCUAAUGUGUUUGUGGGUAGUGCUUUAAUUAAUAUGUAUGCUAAAUGUGGAUAUGUAUUGGAGGCAUCUCAAGUUUUUGACAGCAUGCCUGAGCGGAACUUGUUCGCCUGGAAGUCUAUGAUUGUGGCCUACGCAAGGAAUGGACUUUGCCAGGAGGCAUUGAAGCUCAUGUACCGGAUGCAAGCAGAAGGAUUUGAAGUAGAUGAUUAUAUCCUUACGACAGUUUAUAAUGCAUGUGGAGAUAUUGAGUGGGAUAUGGAGCUUUCAUCUGGAUGUUGCUUGCAGUCUAGUUGACCUUUGCCUAAUCAGAAGUUCAGAUGAUUGCUUGAACUGUUUAUGAAUGGAUGAUGCUUGUGCAGAUCACAGAUGUUCCAUCAAAUUCUUUCGUAUAUAUCACAUGGAUUCUAGCAAAUAUAAAGGGUUGAUCAGUUUCAAGUACCCCCAUGUCCUCAGAAACCAGAAUCGAUCCUACCUCCUAUUUGAUGAUAGCCUGGUACUGGUCUGUCUUACACAGAAGGUAUGAAGUUAGUACACAGACAGGAUGUCCUUACUCUUUUUGCUUUACUUAGAGAAGGUGGUUUGUCCGGCCCUGUUUCUUGGAUCUGUAAUAUAAGGGUCCUAAGAGAUCCUUUUGGGA